Symbiodinium necroappetens is the source of this 600-nucleotide messenger RNA. The record is from the annotation of a GenBank genome assembly. NCBI's taxonomy places the organism in Eukaryota, Dinophyceae, Suessiales, Symbiodiniaceae.
AUGGCGCUAUGGUUGGGAGAGGAGUCUGUACUGACUGACGAGAGCAGGCUCCUGCGUGAACAACGGAUCACUGUCCGUGUGGAUGCACGAAUGACACCAGAUCAAGAAAGGGCAUGGAUGUCAACAUGGGCGGGUUCAGGUGCCGGAUCAUCUUCGGAGUACCUCUUCCAGCCUCCAUCCGACGAGCAGAGCGAGCUGCGAGUUGCGCAUUGCCCCCUCUUCGACGACGAGCCCUUUGCGAGGCAGCAUGCAGCAGCGCUGCUGAGGAACGCGUCGACGUUCAUCGGCCAGGCACUGGAUGCAGGUGAGUCUGUCUAUGUGCACUGCAAGCAUGGCGCAUCGAGAUCAGCCUCGAUCGUUGUGUGCUACUUGAUGGAGCACCGAGCCAUGACACUACUUGAGGCAGUGAGUUUGGUUAAGGACAAACGAGCUAAAGCUGGGCCCAAUGACGGAUUUCUGGAUGUCCUGCUCGAGUUAGAGGAGAAUCUGCGGGGGGCACGAAGUGACCGUGAUGAGGUCCUGAGUGUCGUCCGGCGAAAGUGGUUGGCCGACUACAAGUCAGGUCGUGUCCAGUUGAAUCGCAUGGACAGGAUCAUCUAA